AUGGGCAACAACACCGCACAGAACCUGAUUAAGUUCAGCUAUUUUGACCCUUUCAAUGUCUUUGGAAGUGUAAGAAAAGAAUUAGAAGAUAGGCUACCGUUUAGAAACUUGCAUUGGAAACCGCUAAAUGAAAGUCUGCGAACAAUUUCAAGUCUUCCUGUAAAGAUUGUUGGCGAGGCGGACGAUUAUGAGGGGCCAGAGAGUAGCAGCAAACCUUUCAUCAUGUUUUUGGUGAUAAGCUGCACUUCAAUCGAUGAAUACAGAGCUAAAGUAAGGCCCCUAGUGCGACAAUGGCUGCCGGAUGUCGAAUUGGACACUAGAUUGAUGCCAGCAAAAAGAGUUGUGCUACUACACUCAAAUUCUGACGUUUCGGAAACCAACUUGUUCAAGACCGUGUCGUUUUUUGACAAGUUCAGCAAGGAUUUUCCCUAUCUUACAGCAAUUGAGGUCAAGUCCAUUUACAGGUCAGAGAAGCAGAAAACGGAUUUCUGGAAUGGUACUCUGGCGCAGCUGCGAAAAUACACAAUGGAGGUCUUUGAACAGCGGCUGGCCCUUUUAGAGGUAAAGCUACGCGAGGUCCCCAGCGACAAGAUCGUAGAAAUUACAUCUCUACAGGAAAAAAUACUCAACCUAUUUUUGUCCUUUUAUCUCAAUGACGAGGCUUCCAGAGAGCUGGAGUCCUUAAGGACUAAACUGCUUUCGAAGCUGGGACCUAAAUUACCGUCAGGCAAUUUGGAAAUCCCAUUUGCGUUUUUACAAAACGAACAGGAGACAAAUCGUUCUUCCAUAGCACUACAGGUCGCAAACCAAAACCUUACCACAUACGAGCUGAACAAAUUCUUUUUCUUGAAACAUUGUGAAUUGAUACAGAAAAGUUAUGUGCAAGCGCCUAGAAAUGUGCGGCUUUAUCAGUUAGCUAAAACGUUCUUGAGGACGAUUCAAAGGGCUUUCAAGAGUUCGCCAUUACUCGCCGAGUUCAAAGCUUCUUUCAUUGAGACUUUAUUCGAUAUUUCCAUGUUUGAUCGUGAAGCAUCAGUAACCUUUCGCGAAAUUGGAGCUGAUUUCAAAAUGAUCGCAAGAGAUUGUUUUCUUGAUAUGGCGUUCGCUUCAAACAACUUCAGAAUCUUUGGAAGAAAUUACUCUUCUCUCACAAGAAAAUCACAACUGAGCCAUAUAAAUUCUACUUUCAAAGAUGAGGAAACAUUCCAUCAAACAAUCUUUUCCAUGACAAAAGACAUUAUUCGAUUGCUCAGCGAAUCCAACUCAAAAAAGUAUCGAACUGUUGACUUAUUGUCCGUUGAAAUUGGGCUCCUUCAUUAUCAACGCAACGAAUAUGAACAAGCCAUUAGCAUACUUCAAUCUUGUCACGAAUAUUAUAAAGAGUCCAAUUGGAGUACCAUAGCAUUUCCUUUGUUGGAAUGCUUUAUUGAUUGCUUGGUGAAAAGUCCCGGCAUUGAAACGCUAAUCAUUUGCGGAGAGCAAGUUCCCACUGCAACUAUUCUGAGCAAUUCAAUUCUAGAUCUAUUAACCUCGGCUCAACCUGAUGAUCGUAAAGAAUACUGGUGGGAUCGUUUCCUUGCUAUGAAUGAGAAAGAUAAUGGAAGUUUGAUGUAUCCAUUGGAUAAUCUAUUCGAUAUUCAAGUUGACGGAAAGCUCGUUGUAACGAGGCCUAACGUUUUUGGCUUGUGCAUUAAGGUGUUCAACAAAAAAAUUCCUAAGGAAGUUUUCGUGAAGUCUAUGCAGCUGCUACUGAGGAACAGCCAUGGAGAGUCUAUGAUUUUUCAGCUGCUCGAUUGUUGCGUCAAACCGGGGGAAAACGUACUUUUCCUCGAGUCUGCAAGAAUUUCUUUUGGAACCUUUUCACUCGUAAGCACCGAAAGUACAGUGGGGAACACGAUAUUUUGCAAGGAAUUUACGGAAGACGCAGAAAAAUUUCUUGAGCUUGAGCGCCCCAUUGAAAGCAACAGCUUCGAAUUGAUUGUCUCACCUUCAAGACACCUAGAAACUGCAAAGAAUUCUGUUACUUUGAAUUAUUUUAACAGAGAUGACAUCUCGACAUUCAAGUUAGUAUUAACCGCUCUCCCCAUGAAAAAUGAAUCCAAUUCGAAUGUAUCGUUCAACAAAGAAGGAGAUCAAUUCUCGAUAGUCAUUGAUAAUUUUAACGUUAAAGCUUUGGACUAUUUCAUUUUGCAUUCUUGCGACAACUUCAUGGUAAAGCAAGAAAUGACGUUUGAGACUCGUGAAUGCCCCGGUGUAGAAUUUUAUCAGUGUGACUCCAAGACCAUAUCGUGCAUCUUACCAGUGAGUGUGUCAGUGGAAGACAUCGCCCGUGAUGGAUGUUUUUUUUUUAAGUUCUUAGUGAACUCUUCCACGCCUAAAGAGCCAAUUUUGUUACAUGGUUCAGAACUUCUAGCGGAUAAUACUGACAAGUACAACGUCCAUGGAGGUUUCGCUCCAGAUAUCCCACUUUUGAUAAAAAAUGGGGAUGACGACACAUGUUUGACAUUUUUCCAGGUGGAAACUAAAGGCCAUAAAUUAUUUGACAGCAAGGACAUUUUUCACUUGAGAGUUACGUUCAAUAUAUUGAAGGAUCAAAUCGAUCAUCUUGUGACUAAUGUCAUCCUUAUUCAAGGAAACCCCCAAACUGCAGCUAAGAUGGAAUCACAUCGAGAUGUAUGGAACUCAAUGGUGCUGAAGCGACUGGUGUUCGACUACGAGCUGUUUGAGCAUAAAUCUUAUCUGCAGCUCAUUUCUCCGGAGAGCUGUAUCAAUGAACUCGAAGUCUUCUUACAAUCUAAAAUACAAGACAAAGACUUUUUGAAGGCGUCUUCUAGGUGCCUUCGUGUUCUGCAAAAAGGAUUCCAAUUCUCAUAUUUGGAGAUUGUGGAGUACACCAAAGAUAUUUUACCGUCAGUUCUGGUGGUGCAUGUUAGUCUCCCGACUUUGUCACGGUUCUUUUCUGUUAACUUAACUCGCGAUGAUAGCGAAGGUUCGGUAUCACAGUUGGGUCAUAUUAUUCCAUAUACUAUAAAAGUGAAAAAUCUGAGUCGUCACUGGCAAACACAAAAUUCAGCGGGAAGAGAUUAUAUUUUCGAGCUGUUUAACUCUAACGAAUGGCUCAUAGAUGGCAAAAGAAGAUUUUGCUUACUGCCUUCAACAGAGGAAUAUCGAGUGAAUAUUAUUCCACUACGCAGAGGUUAUUUGAAAUUUCCCAAAGUCGAGAUAACAGAGAGCGACCGAAAAGUUUCAGAACUUCACUAUCUGAACAUGCAUGAAGUUACAUUGGUUAUUUGA
This is a messenger RNA of Lachancea nothofagi CBS 11611, 3294 nucleotides long. The record is from the annotation of a GenBank genome assembly. NCBI's taxonomy places the organism in Eukaryota, Fungi, Ascomycota, Saccharomycetes, Saccharomycetales, Saccharomycetaceae.